UCAGAUUAUGGCCCAGUUUACAGGGAAAACUCAUGGUUUUACUGUCAACUUUAUUUUGAUGUCUUUUUGGUACAGGGCUGGAAAAGUUAGGUGGAAAACCAGUCUUCGUUUCUAUGUACCUCUGAGUUCUUUGGAGAUCUGCUGGUUUUUAUUUUUCUGUUUUCUGUUUUAGGUUUCUUCUGUAAACUACAGCCUCUGAAGUGGAGGUAUGGCCUCACAAGUCUUGGUCUACCCACCAUAUGUUUAUCAAACUCAGUCAAGUGCCUUUUGUAGUGUGAAGAAACUCAAAGUAGAGCCAAGCAGUUGUGUUUUCCAGGAAAGAAGCUAUCCACAGACCUAUGUGAAUGGUAGAAACUUUGGGAAUUCUCAUCCUCCCACGAAGGGUAGUGCUUUUCAGACAAAGAUACCAUUUACCAAGCCUCGAGGACACAGCUUUUCAUUGCAGGCAGGUGCCGUCGUUGUCAAAGACACUGCGGGUGCUACAAAGGUCAUAGCAGCUCAGGCGCCGCGAGCUGGAGUGGAGGUACCUCGGGCUGUGGUGUGGCGAAACAGCUUGUAUUUCCUAGAAGGUCCUCAGCGAUGUGGAUUGAAGCGCAAGAGUGAGGCGUUGGAUAAUCACAGCGGCGCGAUGCAGAUUGUCGAUGAGCUGUCCAUACUUCCUGCAAUGUUGCAAACCAACAUGGGAAAUCCAGUGACAGUUGUGACAACGACCACAGGAUCAAAACAGAACUGUACCAGUGGAGAAGGCGAUUACCAGUUAGUGCAGCAUGAAGUCUUAUGCUCUCUGAAAAACACAUAUGAAGUCCUUGAUUUUCUUGGUCGUGGCACUUUCGGCCAGGUUGUUAAAUGCUGGAAGAGAGGGACAAAUGAAAUUGUAGCCAUCAAGAUUUUGAAGAAUCACCCUUCGUACGCGCGCCAAGGGCAGAUAGAAGUGAGCAUCCUAGCGAGGCUCAGUACUGAGGACGCUGAUGAGUAUAACUUCGUGAGAGCCUAUGAGUGCUUCCAGCACCGCAGCCACACCUGCCUAGUCUUUGAGAUGCUGGAGCAGAACCUGUACGACUUCCUGAAACAGAAUAAAUUCAGUCCCCUGCCCCUGAAGGUGAUCAGGCCCGUUCUUCAGCAAGUGGCCACUGCACUGAAGAAGUUAAAAAGUCUUGGUUUAAUUCAUGCUGACCUCAAACCAGAGAAUAUCAUGUUGGUGGAUCCUGUUCGACAGCCAUACAGGGUUAAAGUGAUAGACUUUGGGUCUGCCAGUCACGUAUCAAAGACUGUUUGCUCAACGUAUCUGCAGUCUCGGUACUACAGAGCUCCAGAGAUUAUAUUGGGGUUGCCAUUUUGUGAAGCCAUAGACAUGUGGUCAUUGGGAUGUGUGAUUGCAGAGUUAUUCCUUGGAUGGCCACUCUACCCAGGAGCCUUGGAGUAUGAUCAGAUUCGAUACAUUUCUCAGACUCAAGGUUUACCAGGAGAACAAUUGUUAAAUGUGGGUACAAAAUCCACAAGAUUUUUUUGCAGAGAAGCAGAUAUGUCUCAUUCUGGUUGGAGAUUAAAGACACUGGAAGAGCAUGAGGCCGAGACAGGAAUGAAGUCUAAGGAAGCCAGGAAGUACAUAUUCAGCAGUCUGGAUGAUAUAGUGCACGUGAACACAGUGAUGGACUUGGAAGGAAGUGAUCUUUUGGCUGAGAAAGCUGAUAGAAGAGAAUUUGUUAGUCUUUUGAAGAAAAUGUUGCUGAUUGAUGCAGAUUUAAGAAUUACUCCAAUUGAGACUCUGAACCACCCAUUUGUUAAUAUGAAGCAUCUUCUAGAUUUCCCUCACAGCAACCAUGUAAAGUCCUGUUUUCAUAUCAUGGAUAUUUGUAAGUGUCCAAGUUCAUCUGAAACAAAUAAUCACAGUAAAAUGUCACUCUUACGACCAGUUACAUCAAAUAGCACUGCUGCUCUAACAGCAAACUUUACUAAACUCGGAACAUUAAGAAGCCAGGCGUUAGCCACAUCCGCUCCCUCGGUUGUGCACCGUGGCAUUCCUCUGCAGGCGGGAACUGCACAGUUCGGGUGUGGGGAUGCUUUUCAUCAAGCCCUGAUUAUCUGUCCUCCAGCUAUUCAAGGUAUUCCUGCCACACAUGGCAAGCCCAGCAGUUACUCCAUAAGGGUAGACAAUACAGUUCCGCUUGUAACUCAGGCGCCAGCUGUGCAACCGCUGCAGAUCCGACCUGGAGUUCUUUCACAGACAUGGUCUGGUAGAACACAGCAGAUGCUGAUACCUGCCUGGCAGCAGGUGACACCCAUGGCUCCGGCAGCUGCAACACUGACUUCAGAAGGCAUCGCUGCUUCACAGAGGCUGGGAGACUGGGGGAAAAUGAUUCCACACAGCAAUCAUUACAACUCGGUGAUGCCACCACCUCUCCUAGCCAACCAGAUAACAUUAUCGGCCCCUCAGCCUAUCAGCGUGGGCAUUGCACAUGUUGUCUGGCCUCAGCCUGCCGCUACCAAGAAAAAUAAGCUGUGCCAGAACAGAGGUAUUUUGGUAAAACUAAUGGAAUGGGAGCCAGGAAGAGAGGAAAUAAAUGCUUUCAGUUGGAGUAAUUCAUUGCAGAAUACCAAUAUCCCACAUUCAGCAUUUAUUUCUCCAAAGAUAAUCAAUGGGAAAGAUGUUGAGGAAGUAAGUUGUUUAGAAACCCAGGACAAUCAUACCUCAGAAGGAGAGGCAAGAAAUUGCCAUGAAGCGUCUGUCAGACAGGAUUCUUCAGUUUCAGACAAACAGAGGCAAACCAUCAUCAUCGCCGACUCCCCGAGCCCUGCCGUGAGUGUGAUCACCAUUAGCAGUGACACCGACGACGAGGAGGAGACCUCACCCAGGCAUUCACUCAGAGAGUGCAAAGGUAGUCUAGAUUGUGAAGCUUGCCAAAGCACUUUGAACAUUGACCGGAUGUGUUCACUCAGUAGUCCUGAUAGCACUCUGAGCACCAGCUCCUCAGGGCAGUCCAGCCCGUCCCCUUGCAAGAGACCGAACAGUAUGUCAGAUGAUGAACAGGAAAGUGGGUGUGAGACAGUGGAUGGCUCUCCAACAUCAGACUCCUCAGGCCAUGACAGUCCAUUUGCAGAGAGCAGUUUUGUGGAGGAUACUCAUCAAAACACAGAGCUGGGGACUUGUGCUGGCACAGAAGCCAAGCCAGCUGUUGGCCCUGCUGUGGAGCCACCAGUGGGAAUAGAAAGUAGAUUGAAUGUGGAUGCGCACAUGGCAAACACAGAUUCUACAUGCCAGCCAUUAAUAAAAGGACAGCCCGCCCCUGGAAAGCUGAACCAGCCUUCUGCCCCGGGUACUCGUCAGCAAAAGCCCACAUCAGCGUUCCAGCAGCAGCAGCAGCAGCAGCAUUUGAACUUCAGCCAGGUUCAGCAUUUCGGAACUGGGCAUCAGGAGUGGAAUGGAAACUUCGGACAUCGAAGACAGCAAGCUUAUAUUCCUACUAGUGUUACCAGUAACCCGUUCACUCUUUCUCACGGAAGUCCUAACCACACAGCAGUACAUGCCCAUCUGGCUGGAAGUGCGCACCUCGGAGGACAGCCUACUCUCCUUCCAUACCCGUCGUCAGCUGCCCUCAGUAGUGCUGCACCAGUGGCCCACCUCCUAGCCUCUCCGUGUACCUCAAGACCUAUGUUACAGCAUCCACCUUACAAUAUCUCCCAUCCCAGUGGCAUAGUUCACCAAGUCCCUGUGGGCAUAAAUCCCCGUCUGUUACCAUCCCCAACCAUUCAUCAGACUCAGUACAAGCCAAUCUUCCCUCCACAUUCUUACAUUGCAGCGUCACCUGCGUAUACUGGAUUUCCAUUGAGUCCAACAAAACUCAGCCAGUAUCCAUAUAUGUGAAAACUCAAAAACAGUAUAUUGAGGAAGCUCAAUGAUACAAACGUUUAAUUAAAAAUAAAAACAUGGUAUUUAAUAAAUAUUAGCCAUGGCACAAGAAAAUUAUUUUUGAAUCAUGUAGACUUGGGUGCAAUUUAAACAACUUUGAGCUUUAAAAAAAACUCUCACUUUUAAUGUGUUUUGCACAUUUGGUAUAACUUGUCUUUGGUCAUGUAUCUUCUUAAUGUAGUAACUCUAGACAGGUGACUUAUGGGAGCAAAAGUCCAGUUUUGCUCCUGCUAUUUUUUAUAAAAUUGCCUUCUAACUAGUGCAAGACACGUCCACAUUUGGGAAGCCAUUCUGUGUCUAGACUUAGAGCAACAGAUGCACAUGUGUCAGAAUUACAGCAUACGAGUGAAUUGUAUCGUCCGUGUCUUAGUGUGUACAUGUCGGGGCACUUAACCUAAGCAACUGAGCUAUUGUUCUGUACAUUUGCAUGUGUCUUUUGCAUGGGCAAAAUGUUGCCUAGACUUGGCUCUUAAUGUUGUUCUAAUAAUCUCAGCUGCAUUGUAAACCGUUUCCACACAUAGUGCCUUAAAUAUUUGAGGUUGAAGUUAUUACCUAUCUGUAAAUGUUGAGGACUGCAGCACUUAAAAUUCAGACCUACUCUUUAGUUUUCUUUCAGUAGAGUGACGUUCCUUUUGGUUUCGUGUGGUAUGAUUUCAGAUAGUAGCUGCUUUUUCCUUAUUAAGAGGGCAGCAUGUUUGCUAUAGCCGAAUUCUGCUGUCUGAUUUUUUUCAGAAUGAUCUAGCUUCAAGAAAAGCAAGCAGUUAGUAGUGCUUAAGAAAACUUGAUUCAGUAACUAAUGGACAGCUGAUAUCUGUCACAGCACAGCAUCUUAUAUCCUAUUAAGUGAGACUGCAAUACAACCUACGUUUAUUUUGGGAGUGUUUGCUGUAUCAUUGGACUUCAUAAAGUGUUUAGAGUGCAGUAGGCAUGACGAGUAGAUAAUGAAAGAAAAUGCAAACGCUCAUUGACUCGUGAUGUGGUUUCUUCUUCGCUUGGGCAGACCACGCAGUAUUUAACACAUAGUCGCAGAAUAUUAACUAUCGAAGCUUGAAAAGAUGUGAGUUCUUUGUGUGCAAUUUUUCAGUUAUGCAUGUGAGAAGGUUUUUGGUUUUUGAUUAUUUUUAAGUAUUUUUACAUUGUAGUACUCGUUUCUGCUUGUUGGUGGUGUUUGCUUAUUUAAUACAUUCCGUCAGGGACAGAAAUUACAUGCUUUUUCUCUUAGGAAGUGUGUAUUGGGUUUUCCCCUCCCCCUCCCCUUGGUGGUGAUGGUGGUGAUGUUUAAAUGAAGUUGCUUUUACAGCACCAAAGACUUAAUCAUCCAUUUCUUAUAUAAAAGGUAGCUACUUUUUGCAUAGACCUCAAGUAUAUUGUAGUGUAGAGGUGGAAUUUAAGGAAAGGUAUUAAACCAAGGCUGUGUUUUAGCUUACAGGCAAGUAAUAAAUUGUAUCAUUUAUCUUGAAUGUACCAUAGAUAAGCUGCUACAUAACGAUUGCCACUUCAGAUAGCUGUGAAAUUAGGUGAUUAACUAGUUGUUAUUUAGCUUUCUAAUUUCUGUAUAAGUCUAAUUACACGAGAUAGAAGCUGGGGUUUUGAUUUUUUUUUUUCUUUGCUUUUCUGUUUGGAGUGUCAUUGUAACUACUGUAUUGUAAAUGAUGGAAACAAUUGCCUAUGUUAUUUUGGAGUGUGUUAUUUGCAUCAGUAUUUUAUCUCUAUUAAUGUUUGUGCUCAUCACUGCAUAUAAAAACUUGGAUGUAUCAAUGUAACUUAAUUUUUUAUUUUCAUACUGGCAUUGUAGACACUUGAGAAAGCUGUAUCUUGCAGGCUUGACUUAACUUUUUUUCCUUAAAAGUCUGGAAUAUAAUCUUACAGCAUUUACUGGAAUAAACAGUACAAAACAUUUGAGUGUAAAACUCCAAGUGUUUUGGAUUGACAGCAUUUCCUUACUAAGCAAGUUGCACAUAAGUGCAGCUCUCGUACAGCGCUGAUGAUAAGCUAAUAGUGAUACGUUUUUCUUUACUCCAUUGACAUGAGCAGUGUUUUAUUUAAUAAUCAUCCAUGACAUAAACGUGCCUGAAGUUGAUUUUUUAAAUUACAGUAUUAGAUCAUAAAGUAAAAACCAGCAACACAUUUUUAGUCACUGAAAAUGAAGGACUUGAUUCUCCCACAGGUUUCAGUGUUUUUAGUAAUUGAUUCUAUGCAUUUUAUAUAAAUAGAAAGAUAUAUAACACACAUUACGAAAAGAAGUAGACUGAGAUUAACUUGAGGACUAUUUACAGACGACACGUUGUGGAGUCACUGUUGAUGUAACCU
Acomys russatus (golden spiny mouse) is the source of this 6217-nucleotide messenger RNA. It is a transcript of the gene Hipk3, whose product is annotated as homeodomain interacting protein kinase 3. The transcript has 17 exons. Bases 209 to 3862 code for a protein of 1217 amino acids. Gene Ontology annotation, cellular component: PML body; nucleus; cytoplasm. Gene Ontology annotation, molecular function: ATP binding; protein serine/threonine kinase activity; protein tyrosine kinase activity. The record is from RefSeq and is a predicted model, not a curated record. Lineage: Eukaryota; Metazoa; Chordata; Mammalia; Rodentia; Muridae. Gene Ontology annotation, biological process: peptidyl-threonine phosphorylation; peptidyl-serine phosphorylation.